AUGGCCGGAGCUUAUCCCGGUUUCAUCAGCAUGAAGCACGUAGGAGUGUUGCUACAGAACUCCCCACUGGACGGGAUGCUAGUCCACGCAGGGUUACCCCCCAGCAAUAUGUCACCAGUACCCAUUAUACACUUGGGCUGAAGAGAGACAUAGUGGAGUAAAGUUUCUUGUCUAUUAAAGGGAACAACGCGACAGGCAAGGCUUGAACCCCCAGACCUCCAGAUCUGGAGUUCGAGAUGUUAACCACUCGGCCACAGACGUCUCCACCUUAUUCAGUUAGCUUGCUUGCAAUGAAAUCCCUUCCUGGAUCUCAGAGGAUGGUCUCAUUACCCCUUAUUGUAAUUUUCUCAACAUUUUUGUAAAUAAAAAGGCCUUGAGCAUUAUGAACUGUUUUGUGUGUGUGUGUGUGUGUGUGUGUGUGUGGUAAAAUUUCAUGCCUCACAGAUGUCUGAUCAUUAUAGGAGAAAAACUUGUCUUAUUUUCUGUUAGGUAUUGUCUUCCAGUUUUAGUACAAUCCAUGUUGAACCCUCUAAAAGUGAAGAAGAAAUAAACACUAGAAUUGAGAAGCAUGCCUAUGGGAAAACUGGUUUGGAGAAGAGGAACAAGGAAGCAGAUGGAUUGUUUUAUCUGAAGACAGUAUAUUUACCUGAUCAACUUGAGAAAAACCUUAAACAGUUUUUAAAAAGUAAGUGUACAAAUGUAUAUAAUGUAUAAAGUAAAAUAACUCUUGAGUUAAACCUGAAUUUCCUUUCGUGUGAUCUCCUAUGAAUUGCUAGAGCAAAGAAAGAAAGGAAAAUCUGAAUCAAACUUGGUUAAAUACUGGUUAUUUAAUCUGGGAGUUUUUUUGUUUUGCUUAUUGGAAAUACAACUAUAAGGAGCCAUCAAAGCGUCAAGUUUCUUUUGUGUUGUUGAUUUUUUUUCUAACAAUAAACAGGUAUUAUAAAUGUUCAAAAAAGACAGCUUUUUUAUUAGGAUUUUUAAUUUAAAGUAGAUAGUACUUAAAUUUAAGUUGCAUUCGACUAAUUUCUGUUUUUGAAUGUCCUUGGUAAAAAUUGAGUGGACUGAACUGUUUUGCUUUGUGUUCCAAUUUUGCCCAAAGAGGGAGAUAGAGUGAACCUUAUGUGCUACCAACAUAAACUCAGUUUAUUUUGCAUUUUCUUCCAGAAUUCCCAAAAAAGCUGGUUGAAAAUGAUGGUAGAAAACUUGCCAGGCAUAUUAAAAACAGAGGUCGUCCAACUGAGCAAACAUGGCAGAAAUACAGAGAAUCUAAAAGGCGUAGAGAAGUAUUAGCAGGUAAUCUGAAGUUGAAUAUGAAGUUAGAAGUAUUCUUCUCAAGCCUAAAGUAAACAUUUGGAGAGGUUGUACCAAAAAUGCUGUUUGAAGCCAGUGGAGUUAUUUUUUUGGUCUCUUUCAAUCAUUUGUCUGAAAGUUCAAAAAUUAAUUACAGCCAGUUUUCUCUAUUAAGAUGGACACCUGUGGGACCGGCACUGACUGUCUGUCUUAAAGAGGUAUCUGAUUUAUAGAGAGUCAAGGUGACGUGACACCAGUAAUAAAAAAUAUAGCUGAUAUAUAGCUGAACCCAUUCACAAUGGUUACACACCUGUUUUACUUAUGCAAAACAGUGAGAACUGGAACAUCAUUUUUCUCAUUCAGUUUGCUUCCCUAACUAAUUAGGCAUUGUACAAGCUGGAACUUUACAACGUUCUGAUGUGACGCCUACAGUAACUUUACAUGUAACUCAAAAUGUCACAUUUACAUACGGUGUUAAUGGCUUAAUCCUCAAGUGGGCAAGAUUAAAUGAAUCCUGUGUUCUGACUGGCUACCCGAGUGGGCAAGAUGCUUACAAUUUCCUGCGUCAGUCCCACAACAAAAGUUUCUCUUUUUGGCUGUUAUUUAAAUCCUUCAUUGACCAGGUUAUUCAUUCUUUCUGCAUAUUGGCCUUAUCUUCAUCUCGUUCAUAAAAAUGCAAAAAGGAACUUUGUCAAUAAAUGUAUGUACACUGUCCUAAUGAAUGUACAGUGCCCAUCUUGACCAAAUAAGAUUGGUCAAUAACAUGUAUUUAAUAUAUUAUUUUAUUAAUUAUUGUUUUUAAUCUUGAUGUUUAUACAGAAAGUGAAGUUAAUCCAGAAGACAUUUUAAAGUUGGAAAGUCAGGAAAGAGAAAGUGUAUUAUUUGAUGAACAAAUUGAAGAUAUUAGUGAGGAUGACGAGAACGAACUUUAUGAAGACUAUGAAUCAAUCAACUUAAGUGAUGGAAACACGCAGGGUGAUGACAGUGAGAGGGUUGAUGAUGAAGAUGGAAUCGAAACAGACGACAUUAUGGCUAAAGAGUCUGAUAACAGUGUAUUAAAUGUGACAAGUUCAAAAGUCAAGAAUACAAAGAAGCCAAAGAGAGCUGAAUACAAAGUAAUAAGGUAGGGUUUAUAUACCAUGUGCUGCCCGCCAAAAAGGAGCAUGGAUUAAAAUAGCCUUUGUCACUGAUUUAAUCUAACCCCGUUAGUCAGGGGCACCCAACGAGAAUAUAGUUCAAAACCACUUAAAAAUAGCAUUGUUUUAAAGUGCUACUGAAACGAAAAUUCAAAGUGGCUUUUUUUUACUUAAAAUACUUUUUCAUUCCAAGAAGGUCACUAAUAACUAAAAAUAAUGCUACUUUACGUCCAAGAAGUCGCCGUGAUCGGCGCUUGAAGUGUGAUACCAAAGAGGGACAAAAUCUGAAAACGGAGUCUGCGAACUAGUCAGCGGAUAACCACACUAUUGACGUCACAUGGUUGAGUCGCAAAGCGAAAGGUUGCCAUUGCUGAUAUAAUCCACUGUUGAGUUCGCACUGUAAACUUCUAGUUUUUUUUUACGGUCUACAUUUGGAAAAUGUCUACUUCAGGCGAUUCAGAUUGAACACAAGCUCUAGGAGUGUUUCUGAAGAAGUGGAGAGCGAAAUCGAGGGACGAUUUUGGCGUAGUUGGCGGCCCUCGUGGAGCCAUAUCAUUUUCGAGCCUAUUGCCCCGGAAGACUAUGAAGAGCCGAGGAAGAAGAAGGCGAAGACGGUUUAACUCCGGCUAUAUUAGAGGCUAGAUCUGAAAAUCAGAUAACCCUUGAUACAUGGUAAGUAAGAUAUGUAACGAUAACACUUCAGGCGGUUUAAUUUAGUUUUCUACGAUCUUCAUGCAUACAACAAUAAUUGUUAUAUGCAUGAAGUCCUCUUUGUUUACGGUUUGUUGUACACUAAGUAACUAUAGUAACUUACGUGUUUUUCUUCUAAAUUCUGCUAAUUUUUUUGUAGGUGUGAAUGCGGAAACUGCAGUACUGAACUUUUGUCCAAUGCCUUGGAGUUCCGUUGUUGCAAGGAGGUCGCCGCAGCCAUGGCAAAACUUACCUUUGAGGGAAUAGAAGGAAGUUGCGUUCUCGACCACACAGACUUGACGCGCGCUAACAAAUGCGACUGUACUCGAGCAAGUUUGCCCUCUUUUGAAGGACAGGAAGGGUCGCAGCUACAAAUUUCCUAGCCAAGGAACUCAAAAUGCUAAGAAUGAGUAAGUAUUUGUGCUUCUGUUCAAUAGCACCUAAGUUCAUUCUUACCACAUUCACUCUAUGUUUAACCUGAGUUGAUGUCUGGAUGCAGCUGCUGGAUGGUGAACUGUCAGAAUCGAAAAAAAAAUUAAAUAAAACCUACAAAGGAAUUUCUAAGGAAUCUUCCACUAUUUUGCGUUACGAAGAGUUAUCCCUCGUUAAACUACAGUCUGCAAUGUUUGCAGGUGUGAAAUCUCUUCAGAGGAAUUAAGAAAAAUGCAACUGACAUGUCAGUCAGAAUAAAAUAAUAAGACUGUUACAUGAGUGAAUGGUGUGAUGAUGCCUAGCUAAAGUUAACAUAAAGCAAUAUUUUUGGUUAGUGAGAAUGUAGGAUUUUAGAGCAAGCCAUAGAAAAGUGCUUUUUGUUAUAAAUAUGUAAUAAAUAUUUUUCCCCCAGGAGCUAUCGUGCCACUGCAUACCGCUUUUUAGUGCGAUGGAUAUUUGGACCCCUUGGAUGGAAUAACAGUAGACCACUUCCAGCAUGUGUCUACCACAAAAUCAGGCAAAAGUUCCAGACUGCCUCCACCAGAGGUUACAGUUCCGCAGAACGUAGGCAAGGUGAAGCCAGUGCAAGAUAGCUCAUGUGAGCACACAAACAACGGCUCUUUUAGGAGCCACCAACUUUAUAAAAGCUAUGACCUAAAUGAUUCACACUUCUUGAUCUUAAUUUACUCUCAAACUCAGAAAACACUGUGAACACUUGAACACUUGACUUCAGAAAUGUUUAUUGUAUGUUGUGACCAGUCACAACAAAGGUCAGGACAUGCGAGCAAGCCUCAAAGCCUUGAACCAAUUACUGCUGUUUCGCCGGUUUAGUUUUCCACAUACCAGAAAUGUUUCUAUUGAUCUCUGUUUUCUCAGUGUCACAGUAAAUAUUAUCAUUAUUAUUAUUAUGACAGUAUACUUUCAAGACAAGCCUUGUAUUGUUUGGCAACAUUUCACUAACUUAUUAGGCCAUGGGCUUAUUUUCUGCCUAACUUUAUUAUGUCAAAUGGACAAUCUGAUUCAGCAAACAUGCUAUGGCAAUGGGUGGCAUCAAAAUAGGCAGCUUUAAACAAUCUGUAAGAGUUCACUGGGUGCCCAUUAGGAGUUUUAAUGCAGUAAGUUCAGCUAAUCCCUAGCAAUAACAUCACCCUAGAUUUUCAUCUUAGUCAACAAAAUGGUGAAAAAAUACAGGUUGGGGCAUAUUUUGGCAAUAGCUCUACACCAUCCUGUAAUAUUGUGAAAGAGAAAAAUUAAUAAUAAAAGAAUUAAGCUAUACUGGAAGAGUCCUAUUUGUCAUUGGUAUGUAGUAAAACUAUUCUGUCUGCCAUUUUUGUUGAGUGAUAAACUAUUCUUUAAGAUUUAUUGUCAAAAGUUCCUUUUGAUAUGCAAUAUUUUGUACACACACUAGCGUAAAUGCUUUAAGUGUUACUGGCACCAGCGCAGCCAACUCUGGAGUGGUUUUUCAUCGGCUUCUUGCACUUUCUACACACUGGAGCCUUUCGCUUCUUCCUGACAGGCUGCUGGUCAGCACUACUGCAUGAUGCCUGAAGUACAUCUUGAACUUCAACUGCAAGCAAAACCAUUCAUUAAAAGUAAAUAUAGAGAGAGCACACACACAUCUUGUGGAAUUGUUGUGGGCAGGAGGAGCAUAUAUUUAUUAUAAUAAAGGUAAUGACAAAUAGUAAAACCAUUAGUUACAUACAGUUUAUAAACAAUUAUUGGAUGAGGUUUUUGUGAUAUUCGGAUAUCACAAAAACCGAAUCUAAUAAUUGUUUUAUUAUCCUUUAUCUUCAAGUAAUUUCUCAAUUUCUUGCUGGAUCAAUGAAGCGAAUCGAGAAGCCAUUCUUACUUCGCUGUCCAUGAACUUGACAUUGCUCUCCGUGCACUUGACAUUGCUCUUGGAAAUCAUGCAUUGCGAGUGCAACCUACAGAUUAUUCACUAAUCUGUAGGUACAGAUUAGUGAAUCAUCUGUAGGUUGCACUGUUUCCCAGAAUUAACUGUGGGCUUUUAGCCAAUGAGAAGACAGAUGGUGACUACAAUGUACAAUAAUUAUAAAAACUGGCCUUACAAGCCUUAUUCAAGAAACUUGAGUGGAUAAUAUUUUUUCUAGUAAUUAAUCACAUAACCUCACCUGAAGGGUAUGCCGCUGUUUCUUUCUGUUUUCUCUUAUUGUAGUUUUCCACUGCCUCUGCUCUACGUCUCUCGGUGAACUGUGAGUUCAAAGGUGCUGGGGUUUUUGUUUUGUAUUUCAAGAGGAUAGCAUUCCUCUCAGCCAGGCGCAUGCUGAACACCAGUUCUCCCACCUCAUCCACAUAUUCUGGUAAAAGAGGGGACUGUUAGGAAAGUGCUUAAUGCCCACAGAAGUGGUAAACUGGGUUUUCAGUCCUCCACCAUUUCCCCAUAAUUUUUCUGCUAGGUUUUUCUGUGUAACAGCCAGACACCCACCCCUGCAUUUUUUUCCCUUGAACUAUUGGUAGGACCCUGUAAGAGCCAUUCAUCUUCCAUAAAUCAUGGUUGGGAACCACCACUGUGGCUACACUGAAAGUUCUAAAAAAUAACCAUACUUACUGUAUGUAGGAGGGACUCUGAUUUCUCGCACAACUUCUUCUCCAAACUUGUAUUUAGGGUAUGUCACUAAAAGGUACUCCUUUCCGUCUUUUGUCUUUUGCGGUUCCCUCAACAAAUUCUCAUUGAAAUGCAGACUGGCUAAGAUGUGCCUAAAGCAAAAACACAACAAUAAAGGUUUGAUUUAACUGACUUGUCAGCCACUUUCACCUAAGCUAAUGAUUUAGUUUUUGUUUUGGACGAAAUGUUUGGAGCAAUUAUUAAGGGGGUAUGGUUAGAAAAGAUUCCUCUUGUAAAAAUUCUCUAGUGUUGGUAGAUGACAUCCACCUCUGACGUCCAAUAUAACAAUUUACACACCCUACCUGCAGUAUGUGCCAAGCCAUGAGAAACAUAUCAUCUUAGGAUGGAACUGAUUCAGCGUAGAGUGAAAACCCUCCAAGCAACUUGUUUGGUCCUCACUAGACAACUUUUUUAUAUCAUUAAGGAGCCUUGUAUUCAUCAAAAUUUGUUUCAUCUUGUUAUAGACAUUUGUGCCUGAAAUACAUUAACCAAUACAUUAGUUUCUCUUUUUUUAAGACAAAAAGGUUGCUUCUGACAUGUAUUAUUAAUUGUUGUUUCAGGAAAUUUUUUACACCCUUUACAAACAGGUCAUCAAAAAUUCUAAACAUAAAAAGAAUCCUCUAAAGCCAAGUAUUAAAAAAGCAAUUCAAGACCUAGACUUGGACUCUAAGAGGGGUAGGGAGCAUUUUCAAACUAAAACACCUUUAAAACACAUUUAUAAACCACCUUGUUGAAAUAAACUGAACUGAAACAGGUGAUACAUAUUACCAGCUUUAAAGAGUUAAAUUAACUGGUGGUUGGAACUGCUUGAAAAUGUGUUCCCACAAAAACUCACCUUUUUUUAGCCAAUAUCGUCUUGAUAGAGGUCCAUGGACACACUGUUUAAACAGAGGCUCAGGGUGUUGAGUAUGUUUAUUACAAACAUGCCUAAUAAUGGACUUCCACUUUGCUAAAAUCAGCUCACCAAAUCCAAGCUUGGUGGAAGUAGCACACCAAUGCAAAUGAUUCUUUAUGGCCUUUUGCCACUUCACAAGGAGUUCACAGCCACUUUCUUUUCCAACUUGAAGUAACUUCUUUGUUACUGAUUUGGCAACAUGCCAGAUAUCAAAAAAGUGUCUGGUUGCUGGCUCAUGCUCCCUAAUCCAUUUGGCAAUUGAACGGUGCCUGUCUGAUAUGAACACAUGAAUUUUUAACCCUGCUGCUUUUAGGAAGGCAAAACUGUCUUGGGCACCCUUUAACUCCAUGUCACUGCUGCUCUUUACUUGGUUUGCCUAACAUUAAAAAAAUAUACAUUUAUCACUCAAAGAUAAUAUUUCCUACAAUUUUUGUGUAGUAGUGGCAGAUUUUCCCAUUCAGCAAAAGUUUUAAUCAAUAAUUAUAUCAGGCUAUUAACGAGUCUUAUGUGGUCCGUCACACAUGGAUCUAGGUGUCAAGAAAUACCAGAUUUUUAUUUCUAUAGGGGCCAGGAAGACAGGUUGGUUGUUUUUCUUAUCUAUAUUUGUAGAUAUAAAUGAAAAUAUACCUGAACCAGCUCAAAAUGUACAAUCUUAGCAACUGCACAACAGAACAUUGUGUACGCUCCAUAUUUUGCAGAGUGUCCCAUGGAGUCAAAUCUGCCAUCUCCGCACCAAAUUGCCUCUCCCUUUUCUUUAAUCUGAUUCACCAGUUUGGACCUGUAUCGUUCCCAGUAGGUCAGAAUGGCUGGGAAUAAAAACUUGCUCUGGUGGACAAAGUAAGUACGUGCAUUGUAUACAGAAAUGCCCAUGUGUUUUAGAACCAGGAGCACUUUACUAACAGUUGCCCCUGCCAUUAGAAUUCCAAAGCUUAGCAGGAUAUUCCCUGCUGGGUAUCGCCCAAGCACCAUUGGCUGUGACCUCCACAGAAAUGAGUUAGGACCACAAUUUCUGCAAUUCUGCAUCACUGUUACCAUGGUGCCAUUCUUUUUCAUGGUGACGUCUGGCCCUUCACUCUUGCAUUUAAAACAAAAAAUCGAGAAUAUAGCCAGUAGCCUUGUAUAGAACACAAUAAAUUUGGGUUCCUUCUGGCAAGGGAUGUCUUCGUCAACACUACAAAAUAUAAUCCAAAUAUAGGCCGUGUUAAUUAAUUUUCUAGUCUACAAUAUUUUACAGCUGCCAAAAUUUAAUCAUGCAAUGCUCAGGAGAGUUUAGCAAAAAACACAUGCCAGCUGCAAAGGAGACUGAAGAAUUUACUGGUUAUAGGGAUUAGCACUUGGCAUUUGUAAUUUCAAAUAAUUUGAAACAGUUUGCAAAUUGAGCCAUUUAAACAAAAAAGGAGUGAUUAACUAAUUAGGCCAACUUUAGGCUCUCGGCAGUCCUCUCUGUACAUUUCCACCCAAAAAAGUAUCAUGUGAGUUGACCUACAGGAGGGUUACUUUUCCUUAGCAACAGCCCUGAAAUUAUUGACCAGUAUUUUGCAGAAUUUACUUUGGAUGUUAUAAAAAUACAAAUACUGCAAUAAAUUAGGCAGUAAUAAUAAUUGUUAAAUGUAAGAGCAAGGGAUAUGGAAUUAUGAAACAAGCUAUAGCUUCUUGAGCACGAAAAAGGAAGGAUGAGUACCAAAUGACCAAUAAAAAUCAUAACAUCUUGCCUGAUAUUGUUCAUCGGUGUACUUUCCGUCUCUUCAUCGUCGGCGUCAAUAUCAUCAUCUCCCUUAUCCUCCAUCUGACAAUGCCAGUCUGGAUCGUCUUCCUUUUCAUCUGUUAAAUUCUCUGUAUCCUCCAGUCCAGGGUCUUCCAAACAUUCAAUAUUUUCCACUUCUGUCUCUACCUCCUCCAUGUCCUCUUCUUCCUCUCCUUCCUCUUCUAAUUCUUCUUUACUGCUGCUUGAGUCAUACUAUCACAUAAUUGUGAUAAAGAAAACUGUCACUAAAAAAAACCUUUUGAAUAAAAGAUAGAAACCCUCCACAUGGUACUGCAGUUUUGCACGAGAGGAUGACUUGGUGGUUGGGGAGGGGUAUUUGAGAAUUACUUUCUAUCUUACGUACCAGGAAUAAGAAAUAAAAAAUAGCACUUACAUUUAUUAGUGUGGCUUGUUCUUUCCAUUUUUUCUUCUGAGAGCGUAAUUUCCCGUUUCGCUUCUGCAGGACUCUUACUUGCAUUUUCCGCUCAGCGCACUUUCGGCACUCUCCAAGUGUAGUCUGUGACUGUCUGGAUCUCAUUUUAGGCUUUGCCUGGGUAGCUCUAUUGCAGGCCACUCCCCUCGGUGUCAAGACUAAAAGAAAGCACGUCGUCUUGGUCGGACAAGUCCGACAAGUCACCAUCGUAGCUGAAUUCUCCCUCCUCGUCUUCACGGUCCUCGCAUGAUUGCACUGUACUUGCUGCCCCUGGCGCUCCACUUUACGCUCGGUUUCCCUUUCGAUUUCCGCAAAUGCUGCAAUUGUUUAUAAUUAAGGAGCAAGUUUAGUGGAGAUAUUACUCUUUGUAAAAGCACUUCCAAAUGCUAGGCAUUGCAAAGAACGUCGAGUGAUCACUGAAAGGCCUUUUGUUUCGUCUUACUCGUAAUUUUUAGCACCUCAGUCCGGCCGAGUUGUUGAGGAUUUCCCGAUGAUUUCGAUAAAAAUACACUUCAGUUGAUCAAAUAUUUCGUUAUUUUUUGAUCUUUGUUUUUCUCAAAAACUACCACUGAAACUACCAAAGACAAACAUAACAGGCUUGUUGUGAAAAUUGAAAACACAAUAACUGGAUUGGACACUUACCGCGUUCGAUCUCCUUCGAUCGCGGUCGCUUGGUUCUUUCCUCUCUGGCGCUUUUAUUGGCGCAGUGAAUUGUCGGCACCGAUCCUUUGCUUAACACACGUUUUUCCUGAAACCGCUUGUUGCUUGGUCCGGAGCUCUCGCCGUUUUCCUCGCUUGUUUCGGCAGGCAUUAGGGUGCUUAACCUCAGGCGGGUGAAACAACUCUCGUUAAAGUGCAAUGAGCACAGAUAACUGUAUUCGGUGGGCUCCCAAUCCGGCCUGUGAGUCCGCACAAACUUAACCCAUUGAGCCCUAACUUUUUCAUUUUUGGGGAAUAUGUGCAUCGAAAUGCCAGAACUAUAAGAGUUGUUCGUACAACUUAUUUGACCCGGAGCACCGGCCGCACAAGUCUUGCCUCCACUUCCACGCUUCGCCAUCACAGUGAUCUGACUGGAAAUGUGAAUUCGCCGCGCUCGACGAGUCAACCAUGUGACGUCAUAUGCAUAUUUAAUUAAGGAUCUGCUUGUCGCCCUUUGUGCCGCAAUUUGGCCAUGUUUGUGUUGGAAAAAAAUGCCGAAAACAACGUUUUCCUAGCGUCAAAACUUAUUUUCCUUUUCAAUUAGAUAUUGAACUAAUAAUUUAUUGCUAUUUUUCACUAGAUUAUUUUUGGCUUCAGUAGCACUUUAACGUAUUUUAGUAUUUAACUGGUAGAUAUAGGCAUAUUUUUGUCCCCUAAAAUUUUUUCAUCUUUGUGGAUUUCCUAGCUGACCCGAAAAUUUUAGGGAUUAAAACUUACCUUUUUGAACAUUUCAGCUAGGAAAAAGGCUCCUGGAAAUUGUAGGUGACCUUUUUAGGGUAAAAAAUUCAUUCAAAAUGGGCAAUUAUACCAUUUUUUAGAUGUUCAAAAAUCCUAGGAGAGACAGGCAAGCAAGAAAUUUUACAACAUAUGUUCCGAAAAUUCUAGAUCUCAAAUCGUCUUCUGAAUAGAUAUUUUCCUAAAAUUGACGUUGGGUGCCCCUGGUUAGUGACUGUAAAGCAGCACCAAUACCCUUGUUCUAGGCCCUCAAUUGACACAACGAAUUACGGAAAAUUCUAGGUGACCUUUUUAGGGUAAAAAUUCAUUAAAAAUGGGCAAUUAUACCAUUUUUUAGACGUUCGAAAAUCCUAGGAGAGGCAGGCGAGCAAGAAAUUUUACAACAUGUGUUCCGAAAAUUCUAGAUCUCAAAUCGUCUUCUGAAUAGAUAUUUUCCUAAAAUUGACGUUGGGUGCCCCUGGUUAGUGACUGUAAAGCAGCACCAAUACCCUUGUUCUAGGCCCUCAAUUGACACAACGAAUUACUGAAAAUGUGUUUCAUGUUUCCACUCAACUUGAUUGGAAAAUCAACAAUGGCUUUUUUAAGGGGCCAGUCAUUACUAGUACACUGUCAGGUGGGAACCUAGAACAAGGCCUUUUGGGCUGUUUUAAUUUGCACACUGACUUACGGUAACUUGAAUUUUAGUUGCAUCUCUGGCACAGGUUAGUAUUUAAGGGUCUAGAAAGUUAAAUUUAGAUUGUCUUUUUGUGCAGCUCAUUUUGAAAUUGUGAAAGGUUUAAACCCAGGAGUCAUUUCAUACGUAAGGUAUUCGUAUGUAUUAUAAGACGUGACUGAUUAUCCAAUGGCCGAGAAAAGAGAAAACUCAAAAACAGAAUAGGCCUUCUUUUCCCGUACCGCAGAAGAAAAUGGCGUUUCUUCUAUUUUAAAUUAACCAACCAUGCAAAGAAAAUUUGCCCAAAAAAAAGGGCAUCCGAAAAGAUCACGGAGGCUUCAUUUUCACCAGCAGAGGACUUUACACCAUUGUGAAUGCUACCGCUGAAAUAGAGCUGUUUAAUUUCAGCAAGCCCACAAAUCUAUCAUCGAACAGCCAUACAAUCCCUUGUAAAAUCAAUGUGAACACAUGCAAUGUUUUCAAAGUCUCUGAAUAGCUUUGCAUGGUGAAAUUGAUUCACAAAGGACACAAAAUCUUCCAGCAGCUGCCUCAGGUGAUCUACUAAGCAUUUCUUUUUUUUAUAUUUUCAGCCUAGAAAUGUCUGUGACUAAUAUGGAACGUGUUUUGGCAUCCAAUAAUAGAUGUUGAUGUUCGAUAAUAAAUUCCUUGACCUAACUCACUGUUCAAUAAAUUUUUGUUUUAAAUACUUCCUCUGAAAUGCUUAUUUGACAUACAUCUAAUACAAAGAGCUGAAGUUUUAAGUAUUGACUUGUACAAAAUGUAGAUACAACAAAAGAGAGUCUGUGGCAUAUGCAGCAAGUCGGAUACCUACCAGUUAUGGUGCUACAUUAAGAGUAUUUCAUGAGGUAGGUACUGGUAACUGCACUGACGAGUCAUUUGAAUGCACAUUGUUAUAAAUAUUGUAUUCUAAGGUCCAAAGAGGUUUUCCUUAUAAAAUGAGCACCCAAAUCACUUAUGCCCACUCUCUAUGAGCUUGGUCAAUUCACCCCCUCUAGGAGAGCCACCAAUAACAAUAAAUUAACUGGCAUACUAUGGGUAUCAAGUUUCAGUUUAUGCCCAAAACUAUCCCCAAAAUUACCACAACUUUAACUGAACACAGAUAUCAUGUUAGGUUGUGUGUGUAGCACCCAGGUUAGCAGUGCCAAUCCCCCCCCCCUUACUCCCCAGAGGAAAAAAAGACAUCUUUUUUAUAGUGCAGCACCCCCCUCAGUGAGCAAAGUUCCUUAAAUUGCAAAUACCCAUAGACACAUUAAUUUUUAACAUUCCUUUUGUUCGGAAGUGUCCCUUAAAUACUGGUAUUAUUUUUGAUGAAAUUCAUGGAUGUUUGGUUCAUUUGGUUUCAGAUUAGUCGGCGAGAACCAGAUUUUAAGCCAGAGACUCUACUAGACUUUGGUUCAGGCACUGGAAUGGGAGUGUGGUAAAUCAAAUUUGAAGAUGAGAAUUUAGAUUGGGGCAGGACAUUUACAUUGGUUCCCACUGUUCUUAACCCAGCUCAGGGAUUUGAUAUUAAGCACAAGUUUUGAAAGUCUGUCAACCUCCUUCUGUUAGAUUCUAAAAGUGAGCAGUUCUUGACAGGAAACAGAUCACCAUUGCGCAUAGGAAAAUUCAUAAUAUAAAAAAUAUUUGAGGUUUUGGUCAGGAUGAACAAAGCCGUCUGUUAGGAGGGUUUCUGUACUGCAGAAUUUUACUCUUUUGUAAAUUAUGGAGAAAAAAAUCUUUCAGAUAAAAUAUCAUUAGAUAAAAAAUAAAAAUUUUAGCAUUUCCUGAAAGAUAACAUUAUCUUUUAAUUUUCUUAUAUUAAUAUAAUUGUAGGGCAGCUCAUGAGAAAUGGGGCGACUCAAUCAGGGAAUUUCAGUGUGUGGAUGUGUCGCAGGAUAUGAACAAUGUAGCUGAAUAUCUCUUAAGAGGUAAUGACCGGUAUCUUUGACAUUUAAAUAAUAAGUGUCAGACCUUCUUUGUGGGUAUCUAAGAACUGAGAAUUUGUUGCUCCCUUUGUUAAGAGUCCUUUAGUCUUCCUGGUAAAGUGCAAACAUGUUAUUAUAGAGCUCAACAUUUCACGUCCUACAAAUAAUAACCUCUAAAGAAGUAGAGUGGAACCUCUCUGCAAGGGCCAUGUUGGAGACUACUACUACUACUAUGGCCGAGCAAGAGCAUGCCUCAACCCAGCACGCCUCCUCCAGGUCUCACUAUCCAACAUAGCUGCUCUCAGCUCUUCUGUGCUUUUUUCAUUGGAGAGAGGUACCAGUAUGGGCCCUUAUUUGAGAGGUAGCUGUGUUAGAGAUGUGUAAAAAAGGAGCCUCAACUCUGAGCUUGCUGACAUUUGACAUUUGCAUGAAAGAGUAAAGAAAUUAAUCAGUCAUCUUGGUCCUUAAAAGGGCUCAAGAGGGUUUAAUAACAGAUGCAUUUUAUGGCUGCGAAAAAGUCGAGAAAAUGUUCUGUUUUUGUGAUUUAAAAGACAGUGCAUAUACAGCAGUUAAAGGGAUGCAGAAUUCUAAAUAAUUAUUAGGUUUAAUUAUGUCCCUUUGAUGAAAAUAGACCCCUAAUGACCUUUAUACACCAGUCUAAUACUCUGCUCACUGAGGAUCUCAGUAUGUGCGAGAUGAAUUGCUUGCUGAGUGAGUGAAAUGAUAAUUAUGCUGCAUGAAGAACAUUACAAGCACUAUUCAUUUUUGUUGUUCUUGUUAUUUGACAUUCAGGUGGGGAAGGACUCAAUAAGUCUCUUCACAUUCCAAGAGUGUAUUUCAAAAGAUUUUUACCUGUUUCCAAUUUGGUAAGUUUAUGCGGAAAUAAAUUUAAAUUUCAAUACUUAAUUAUCCUCUUCCCUUUUAGGGCUUUUCAGGGACAAUGAAACAAACAAUUCAAAUGGUGGAUGACAAUCCCAGCUGGUAGACGAAAAACCACCUGGCUAUUUUACAAGUGGUGAUGAUGAUGAUGAUGAUGAUGAUGAAUUAUUAAUAACUUGUAUUACCUGAUGUCUACUUUUAUGUACACAGAUCACCUAUAAUGUCGUAGUAGCCUCCUAUGCUCUAAGUGAAAUUCCAAAGGUUUCCCUGAGGCAAAUGGCCGUUAGAAGCUUAUGGGGAAAAACAAGCGACUUUUUGGUAAGUUUAAAUCGUUGUCCGGUUUUUGUUGUUGUUGUUGUUUUUUUUGGGCAAAAUUGAGGCUUAGAAUGCUUUUAUUUGUAAUUGGUGGUUUCAAACGGCGACCGGAGACAUAAUUACCAUCACAGUUAUACUCUAAAUUGCGUUUUAAGACUUGUUGGGUGAUCUUAUGCAACCACAAAGGCAACGGCGGUGAGAACAUGAAAAUCAAUAGGAUUUAAAAAGGAUUUAUGCACGUGCAUCACACUUUUUGUUACAUUUCUGUGCUGCCAUUACACGAUUAGGCCUUAAAACUUCCUGAUGGGACGUUUUGACAAGGACAUAAACAUUCGACGACGAAAUUGUCUUUCCCUAAAUUGAAACUUGUAUGCGUCCUGUAUAAAGGCGUUAUCGUCAGAACAAUUCUUCUGCUCAUGCCCAUUUCAAAUAUUGACCUAGUUGGGGGAAGGGGGUGGCAGGGGGAUUCAAACUUCCCACCUCCCAGUCCCGUAGCUUCCUAGGUCCCAUUCCUUUUUUUCUUUGCUUCCUCCCUUUAGCCCUUUUUUGGUUCUGAAAUAUCAAGCAUUUUUGCAUAGUUUUCUCCUAUCUCUCUCGCUCGUCGCCCUUUAAGCUUCGUCACCUUUCGCUCGUUCCUCCCCCUCCUUAUGUACCUUUCUCGUCCCCAUUCUCCCCAGUUGAUGCUAUUCAUUAGAGAGAUUAAGAUUCACGUUUACGCUAAACGGCAGACGUGAAUUUGUACCACGUGACCAAGUUUCCCCCCUAUUUUCCGUUUACUAUUGCUUCUACACAAAACUAAGUAGUUUUACGCCAGUUUUAACCAUAGUAAUCGUCCGGGACUGUUUUUAUCUGCUUAUUUUCUAUUUUAAGAAAUUCUCAACUCGAGUCUGAUUUUUGCCGUUUGCGGUAAACGUGAAUCUUAGUGUCUCUAUUGUCGCAACCUUCCGACGUUACUAGAAAUGGCUGUAUGCUAACACUCACUAGUGACUCUGUAGCAUUCAUCAAGUGAUUGGAAUCGUCCGACAAGAAGGGGGCAGAAUUCUCCCCUUCCCUCCCCGCCUUACCCCGCCCCGCCCCCAUCAUCCCUCUCAGCCUAGACAAACGAAAUAUUUUCUGUUCUGAAGGGUGCUUAAGAAGUGUUACUUCAUAAAAACGUGAAUUUAUACUUGUUUUAGGUCAUUAUUGAACAUGGGAAUUCUGAAGGAUUUGAAAUAACAUCUGAUGCUAGAACUCUAGUCCUCAAGGUUGGCGCAUUUGAACAUAUUUAUAUAGAUAUUUGCGCCUUAUAAGUUUUGAAAUUAAAUUAGUUAAAUUAAUUAAGGUAACUUGGCCACGCCCAAACCGACGCAACAACUCCCAACAUUGUUGGUCCAAGAAUGUUAGUAGUUGUUGGAUUGUGUUGGCAGUGGUUUGAAGACGGAUGUAACAAAACCCAACUAUGUUGGGACUUGCAGUACAUUAUGGCUUAAAACUGGUAAGUUACCAGAAUUCGAGCGACGCUUAUUAUGUUCAAGGAGGCCAUUUGUCUUGCGCUUGUUUGGCCCAACCAGUCCAACAAUCUUGGAAGAGCUGUGCAGAAGGAUCUUUUGUUGCGCUACAUUUAGGCGAUCACGAACAAAAGAAAUAUUGUCGGGUAGUUGUUGGCUCAUAAGUUUGAGCGGUAGUAACCGAAGGUUGCGGAGUGCGGGCUUUAACGAUGGAAGGUCAAAACGCUCUUGCUGUAACGCUGCCGAUUGCUUACGUUUCACGUGACAGAUGGUCAAAACACCGGUGAUCAGAUUACGACUGAUAGAAGGUCCGAACGCGCGUCAGAUCAGAUUGCGUUCUGCGCAUUCCAUUCAUUCUUAGUGGCUAUGUACGUGCCGUGCAUGCGUAUAAGCAACGUGAAGAUCAGGGUUGCGGGCUCCUCUUGCUGCCCGCAAUAAAUAAUUCUUAACUAGUUGUGAGUUAUAAUUAAACGUCCGCUAAAGCACACCAAACUCCGGUCCCGCGGGAAAUUCAUCGAUAAAACCGUGCAUUGAUUUUGACUUCCUGUAAGUCGUCCCUUCUUAUACUUCAAAGCGAUCUUUCUUCUCGAGGUCGGUUGAAAGUAACAUCAAUUCCCUUAAGAGGACAGUAAAGCAAAACUACCACAAAAAGUCCUUAUAUUCUCUGUUUGAACAGAAAGCAAAUUGUAACAACUGUAUGAUUUUGUUUACUAAAGAUGGAUGUAGUCUCUCUCUUUAUAGUUAUAAGUCAACAGCUUUUGUAGGGUGGAUUUCCACUGUCGCGUAUUUUUUGCGUGCGGAAAUGAAAUAGAGGCAAUGUACAAAAGGUCGCGUGUAAACGUAAAAGUUUUCGCUUAACCUUUGCGUUUACAGGCAACACUUCAUACAUUGCCUCUAUUUUAUUUACGCGCGCGUGCGCACGCGGGUAAAAAUCACGCGACAGGAGGAAAUCCACCUUUACUCCAAUUUUUAUUCCUGAGUUCUUGUAAUAGUGAUCGCUUGAGGUUUAUCCAUCCUUCAAAGCAGGAAAACCUGUUCCUGGCCCCGAGGGUGUCCGCGUUUGUGGGAGAUAAGUAUUUGUAUAUUUUGUUGGGAAAAGCUAAAAGUACAAUUUUCAAAGUAGUCUUACGAUUCCAAAUGGAUUAAUUCGUAUCAUUAGUUUUAUAAAAUUUCUGUAUUCACGUUACAGGAGGGAGGGUAUGAAACUGCAGAAGGCGAAACUUCAGCAAGUGAGUAUAAAUCUUAUGUUUUAUUAGUUGCUUUGAGAAAAGUGAGUUUCUCCAAUAACAAAGCCUAUUUGAAAUGAAUGCUGUCACGGUGAUGAGAUUUGUAUCAAACAGUAUUUGUGUUGCUUGUAGAUGAAGAGCAUCAGUUCUUCGACCCGGCAGCUGAGGAAAUGGAGAAGGGUUUCGUUUUUUCUCCUGUAAGUUUCUUUUAAAGUCAUCUACCGUUUUCCUCCAAUAAGCACCCUUACCCGAAACCGUAAUAUCAAACAACCGCCCCUCUCGAAUAAGUGCCCCCCUCCCCCUCACUUUAUUUGAUGCAAGGAAAGCCUGUACUUAUUCCACUUUAUUAAUGAGAUAAAAGAUAUUUGAUAGCGAUGAUAUUUUAUGAGAUAAUCGAUAGUUAAUUUAAUAUUAUAAUAUAUAAUUAGAAACUCAUAAGGGGUUGAAUCAACCCCUAAUGAGUUUCUGAUAUAAUAUAAUUAAUGAGAUAAUCGAUAUUUGAUAGCGAUGAUAUUUAAUAGACAUGCAUGCUGAUACACCUGCAUCUUAAUUGUCAGGAGCAGUGUAUAAUGUAACCUGAGAUCAGGCCCAAUUUAAGCAGCUUCCAUACUUUCUCUCUUACGUGGUCGCGCUAAAAUCGAUUCGCCUUUCCCUCCAGAAUUUUAUUUAAAAAGCGAAACGAAAAUAGAGCCUGAUCUCAGGUUACGUAUAAUGGGAAUACGAUUCGCUUGAUUACCAACCACUGUUUUAACAAAUGAGAGACCUGAAAAUUGACUAAGCGUUUCAAGGAUAAUGUUGUAGUCUUUGUUUUCCUAUUAAAGAUUUAGCCAAAAUAAAGUUACAGUUCGUUGAAAGGAAAACUUAAUAAGCACUCCUCUCAAUUAAGCACCCUCCUUCCAAUAAGCGCCCUUUCAUUAAGCACAAAUUUUAAGCGGAAAUACGGUAAAAAUUCCACUGUUUCACUCAUCCUUCUUUCAUACCUUCUUGAAGAAGGCAAGUAACAUUGAUGGGUAAUGGUCGGCGAUGGGAAAGGAGACAAAGUUUAGAAGCAUUGUCGUAGUUAGUUCCUUACAAAAAAUUCAUCUUAUAACCUACCUUACUUUUUCUAGUGUCCUCACGAUGUCGAGUGUGCAAGAUCUGACGCGGAAACAAGAGACCAUCCAUGUAACUUCGAGCAAAGAGUUCAACUGGCCUUCUCCCAGGUAAUGUGUCCUCAUCCUUAACCCAUUCGACCCUGGGAAUUUCUUUUUGAAGAUAGUCGCGCCGUUUUCUGGUCACUGCCUUGCCUUUAAGAGCUAAAACGUACCAAAAAGCCGUUUACCGGUCGAACACUGUGCGGCCUACUUUUCCAGAUUAAAAAAUAUUGCUUUCCGAAGGUCGGUCAUGCCGAAGUGACACAACAAUCUCGAGUUUUACCUUUUACUUUCCUUUCUCCCCUCUUUUUUCGCUUUUCUUUUCUUUUUUUUUUUUCGCUGGAUGCUUACUGGUUUCGUUUUGACGGGGAACGUUUUUUGGAAAACCUUCAGGAGGAAAGAGGUGCGGGCGGGUAGUGGAAAACGAUUUUCAUAGGAAUUUUUGGGUCAGCUUAGCUAUUGUUUUUUGCCUUUUUGGUGAAUCAGCGCCUUGGCUGAUUGGAUCUGAUUUAUGUUUCCAACAGAAAAAUACAAGGUUAAAGAAGUACGGAUUUCACACGGAGAGAUUUUCGUACAUAGUUCUUAGAAAAGGUCAAAGAGAUCCAGUCGGUAAGUAAACAGGGUCACUGCAACAGCGCGUGGCGCCACUACGUGGGCUUGUAACAGUCCCUCCCUCCAUGAGAGAUAGACCACCACACCUCGGACUACGUCCCCAACUCUCUUCGAACAGUGGGUGGGUUCUUUAUCGUCCCACAGGAUUUACAUGUGUAAGGGUUGUGAGACGGGGCCUACGGUUUAUCGCCCUUAUCCGAGAAUACUAGAAAGUCUAGCCGUUUGCAGAUGUAUUUACCAAGGCAGCACUUUCUCCUCAGUUAUUUAAAGACUCUGAGUACAGUGUUGGUCUGGCCGGGGUUUUAACCAACGGCCUCCCGCUCGGCAGGCCGGCGCUUAUCCAAUUGAGCUAACUGGGCGGCAGUUUACCUUCUGAUUGGUUUCAUAUUUUUUUUUCUUUUUUUUUUUCAGAGAAAGCUUGGCCGCGUGUCUUGCAACCCGUGAGAUUGAGAAGGAGACAUGUUAUUUGCAAGCUUUGCUGUAGCUCAGGUACGUUUGCGUUUUAGCAAGGGCUGUAGACAAAAUGUCAAAUUUCACAAGAAUUGUGAAAACACAGGUAAAAUUCUGAAAAUUUCAUGUGUAAGAUGUCAUUUUGGGAAAUUUGACAUAUUAUUAGAAAUUUUCUUUGGUGUUAUUACACAUAACUAAUUACAUCUAUAGCCCCUGAAAAAUGUAAAAAAGAAUAUGAUAUCGUUUAAAUUAUUCUGGCACAAGGGUUUUGUCCACUGAAAAUUAAAAUUACUCAGUUUCCUGAUGGAUUCUGUCUUAAACCAACUGCUCAGUUUCUUGAAAAAUGAUACCCUAUUCUAGACCGAAACUCCCCGAUGUCUACACCCUACUCCAGAAGAAGCCGCUUGAAAACCAUACCCGUCACAUAACUUUAUAGCCCAUAUAUGGCAGUACCCCUCGCCGGGAAAAAUGGUUAAACCUAGCCUGUUGUUUUUGAUUUUAGGUGACUUAAAGCAAAAGAUAUUGACCAGAAAGAAGGAUAGGUUUGUAAAUAUUAUAUUAUUUUUCAAAAAUACGGUAACUCCAUGCGAGCCAACCAUUCGAGUCCUAAGGAUUUAGCCUGGCAAAAUUUAAGUUCAAGCAAAACAUGGUAACCAAAGAAAAUAGGACACUUUUGCAUAUACGUUAUUUUUCCAUGAUAACUCCAUGAGACAAACCAUUUGACCUGUAUGGGUACCCACAGGAAAAAAAGUGCAGACCACUGGAUACUGGCAGUAAAGAUUUUCCCUGCCAAAAGUUAACUACAGUCCAUCAAAUCGGACAUAAAUCUCGUACCCAGAUCGCUUGUUGACGAAGCCGACUGUCAGUGUGUCAAGUCAGUUAAAUCCUAUUUGUGUAGUUUUUCCAGCUACUCACUAAGGUUGCGUCCUACUGGCAAAUAUGGAUUGAGAUUUAGAAAUCCGUAAUCCCUGGAUCACCCUUUUUACCGUUUUAUUUUAAGAGAAAUCCGUAAAAGGAUAGUGAAAACCUGUUCUCGCCUUCUCGUGAACAGUGGUCUUGAUGUGAGCACGUACGAGACCACUGUUCUUGAGGACAUUUUUCCAUUCCUUUUUAGUAUUUCCCAAAAAAAAGAAAUGGAUAGAAAGAAAAUACAAGGGCAGAUUUCUUGGCCUUUGAAUCCGUUUCUGAAUUUCGUGUUUAAUUGUAAAUCUGAAGUCCACAUUUCAAAAUUUAAAUCCACACUGUGGAUGUAGAUUUUGAAAUGUGGGAAAGUUUCCCAAACGAACACAUCCUAAGAAAGCCGUUUUUUGUGUUUUCACGCAUCGCUUUCCCCCCACAAAUGUGCUGAGGUCAGACCACACAAAUGUACCAAGUCCGAGUUGCCUUAAUCAAGUUUCUGUUUCAAAGCGAGGCUAAGUGCAAAGCUGUUUAUACGAAAAUGCUUUUCAUAUUCCCAUGCAAAUACAUGUAAACCUCAUUUUCACAAGAAAGGUUUAACAGUUUUGAAAGUGAGAGUGUUUGGAACUUGGAAAUGACCUGUUGAUGUGGUUUUCGUUUUUUUUUUUUCCAGCGACAUUUACAAGUGUGCUCGGCACUUAACAAGGUGGGGUGACUUGUUACCGGAUCCAGAAGAUAGGCAAAGACCAGUGAAAAACAGGUCAACUCUUCCGAAAGAAGUCAGUUCUUCUCAAUAA
This is a messenger RNA of Porites lobata, 21053 nucleotides long. The record is from the annotation of a GenBank genome assembly. Lineage: Eukaryota; Metazoa; Cnidaria; Anthozoa; Scleractinia; Poritidae.